UGUGCAGCAGUAACAACAAUUCUCCGUGGGAAAUACAAUGUCUUCAACUUGACGGUUAUUUAUGAAUGGUGUAUGUAUGAGUAAGAGUAUUUAGAAAAGAAAACAUGUUGUUCACCUGGACUUUACAGAUACAUACGUUGAUUUUAAUAUAAGUGACCCUAAAACCACCAACAAAAGGCAAUACACUCACCUGACACAUCUGAUCAAUGGCAGGCACAAAGGCGGGGAAAGUCCCAGAAAUUAUUGGAAGUCGUAACCGUGGUUCUCCGGUUCAGCAGUAACAACAAUUAUCCGUGCGAAAUACAGUGUAUUCUACCUGACCGCUACUUAUGAACUGAUGGAUGAAUGAGUAGGAGGAGUUUUUAGAAAAGAAGACGUUUUGUUCACCUGGACUAAACAGAUACAUACGUUAAAGGAUAUUGAUAUAAGUGACUGUAAUAUCACCAACAAAAGGUUUAAGUUUUCAGAUAUUUAGGUGGAUUAAUGGAUACUGGUUAUCCUGAAGACUUCCAAGGAUAAUUACGAACGUCUAAUGAAGGAAAAAAUAAUGGUUUUUAAGGAAAAUAUUCCUCGGACGACCGGCAUAUAUUAGAAGACAUCUACAAAUGCAUUUUCACGGUUGGACAAACAAUGCUUUGUUAAUGAGGAACGGACCUUGGAUAACCGUGUGUCUCCUUACUUCUGAAAGUGCUCGAGAGAGCCAGCUAUAUGCUCCUACUGACGGUGUUGGGGCGCCUCAUGUUCAAGCGACAGGCAGUUGCCACCGCGGUCACAGGGAGAUGGCGUAAAAGGCGCUCCAGCGCCGUGAGGACGCUGGUGGCGGAGACCUUGGUACUUGCUAAGACCCAUGGAUACGUUGAGAAGAUCGAGGACGAGCUAGAAAGGGAAUUACAACGAGACUUCAGUGACCCGCCUCAGGAAAAAAUCAAACGAUGGCGCCGCAAGGGGGACAUGGUCUUCAAGAGCAAACACAUGUUGUUGACUGUGGUCUUGCUGUGUAUAGUGGACUGUGCCCUUGUGCUCGGAGAACUUGCUCUUGACCUGUAUAAGGUUAAAGCUUCUCUGGAAGAUUCUGACAAACUGACGACGGUGACUGAGCGAUUCCUAUCCGAUAUAGUGGUCUAUCAUCCAAUUCUCACAAACAGAAAACCACAGGAGAUUUAUACCAUGAUCUUAGACUCCCGCAUCUCCUGGCCCAUUCUCACGGAAAACAGUAGCGGCCUCAAUCAAAGCUACACACACAUAGCUCUCUGCAAGAAUGUGAAUUCGUCAUUCGCUUUGUCUACUUAUUGGGUUCAAGACGCGACACUUCAGGAAAAUGGCUCUUCGCUUGUUCCGGAUACCGGAGAUUCCUUUGCUCACAUAAAGUCCAAUGUAGAAAUUAUUGGGAAAAUUGCUCACAUAUUUCAUUACUGCAGUAUCGCAAUUCUGUCGCUGAUUAUGAUAGAGACUAUUCUGAAGGCAAUCUGUGCGGGCAGAUCGUUCUUUCACAGGAAGAUCGAGGUGUUCGACGCAUUUGUGGUUGUGGUGUCGUUUAUAAUGGACUUUUCUUUCCUGGUGUUCCUGUCUGACAUUGACACCAAGGACUUCGUCUUCAUCCUCGCCAUUCUUCUUCCCUGGAGAGUUAUCAGGGUUGUCAACAGUCUCAUAGUAUCUGUAAAAGACCACGAACACUUUCGACUGAAGCUUGUAUAUAAACGGAAGAAGAAGAUACAAGGAAAUCUCAGGGAUACAGAAUCAUUGCUCCAAAAAUACAUGACGCAAGUCACCGCUUUGCAACGAUUGUGUAUAAUGGAAGGAAUAGAGGAAUGGAAAAUUGACAAGUAUUUGAAAAAUGAGGAGCUUUCCAAACCACCUACACCGAGCAAAAGAAAAUUCAAGUUCAAAUUUGAAGACUCAAUCUUUCAUAUGCAAGGUUUCAACAGAGCCCCGCGAUGUUCAUUACCUGCUCUGGACUUUCAUGGAAUAAAACUUCCCUCAAAGUCAAGAAUUUCGCUUCCAUCUGUUGCUAAUUCUAUCAAACACCACAUAUCAAAGAACCUUCCGAGCCGGCGAGCGUCUCUUGCUGCAAUAGAACUUCAUGCUUCUUCUAAACACGCAAAUGGUGAUGUCAGACGCCGGAAACUUAAAUCGGAAGACCUUGGAACUAUGCACGAAGAAGAGUCUGAAUAUGAUGAAUCACCGAGUUUGUCAAGGGCAACGUCGACUUCCGGUGAAGUGUUUGGUCGCGUUUCUGUUUCUAGCUCUGUUGACAGUGAUCGGACGUUGGCAGAGGGCAGUAGACAUAACUCAAUAAAUGCUGACGACGAACGGGCAAAUAUUGCAAAAAUACAAGCGGAUGCAAAACGGAGACACUCUGAAUCGAAUUUGGAUAAAAAUAAAGUUUCGUUUAAUUAUAAAGAUUUGAGAACUAUAAUUAGUUUUAAAACCCCUUGUGGUAAAACAUUAACUAAACCUCAGAGGCCUUCAUCUUCAAAACUCCCAGAUGAAAAAGACAUUGACACUGACCAAAUAUCUAUGGAUGAUACUUCGAUAUCAUUCAUUGACGAAGAUACCAACUCUUCUGGCAAGCGAAAAUUAAGUAUUCGGCAUUCGAAAUCGAGUGAUGCCGUUCUUGAUAUAAAUAAGCAGGUCAAACGGGUUGGCAUAAAACGCCACGAAAGUGACGGGGACAGUGAUUUCCAGUGUAAUGGUAGCGCUCAAGUGUAUGGCGGUGACGAUGAUGAUGAUGAUGAUGAUGAUGAUGAUGGCGAUGGCGAUGGUGUCAUUAAGUGUGAUAGUGUUGAUGACUGUGAUCAAACACAAUAAUUAUCUACGAGUAGUAUUUCCUUAUAAAUAUGCAGCAUAAUGUAUUGUUUAUAUGACAGAUUUGUUAUGUGUUUAUGAUUGUUGUAAGUUAGUUGUUGUUCAUCGUUAUGUCCAUUUUGAUACUUUCCAGCUAAUACGUCUUUGGUUGUUUAAAUAACGUUUAUGAAACCGACUUUGAAAACUAAACAUAUUACAAAGUGUAUAAGUAAUUUCAAUUUUAUAAUCAACAUAUAAUAUUACAUUGCUUUGCAAUAGCACACAUAACUGAAGUUGAUGAUUAAAAAGGGGUUGAACACAUCGUAUAUUGCAUAUCAGCGACAUUUUUAGAAAAGAAUCAUGAGCAGAAUAACAACCUCGUGUCAAGGUUAUAGACAUUAAUUUUAUCCAGUAAAACAUAUCGUAAAAUUAAGAACUUACAUGUAUUUGUGCCAAGUCAUUUUCGUCAUUCUUUUUCUUUGAUGUCAAAUUAAAGUAGCUUUUCAUGUUUUAAUGAGGCUCAUCAACUUUUAUGACAAGUUAUAGUAGCUUCCCAUGUUAAAAUAAAGUAAUUAAUUGAAAUGUACACUGAAAAAGAACAAAAAGCAACAAUUUUCGAAAUUUUCGGCAGAAUAUUUCGUCCAAUGAGGCUGCAGUUUUUUUCAUAAAUUCCAUUCAUCUUUUCAGUUAAAUAAAAACAAUUUAAACGAUAUCUUGUGAUUCCUGGCGGCGUUACUUUGUUUGAUUGACAGCUCUUUUACUAAAAUAAAAGGAGAAACGCUCCUCGUCACUUCGCGAAAACAAAGCAAUGUUCAAAACAUCAAGUGAACCAUUGCGCUUCAGAAAAAAAAAUAUUGUAGGAAAAAAUGAGAUUAUGGAUAUAAAGCCGAAUGUAUGUUAGUACAUAAAUACGCUUUUUAUACUUUACCCACACGGCAUAACGAAACGAAAGGCUUGAUCGUCUAAAACCUUCCCACCAAAACAUCCCAUGAUGCAUUGCAUAUUCAUUGAUAUGUUGAAGGCGGUUACAAUAUUGUCAGUAGAAAAAAUAAAAAUAUUAUUCCGUGUCUAAGCACGUCAAAAGUCAAGAGUAUGCAUUCAAUUUGUAUAAAUGAAAUAUUUCAGUCGAUGUACAGCGCCGUUCAAGCGCUUUACAUAAGAUCUGUUAAUGUCUAUUCUCUUCCGAAUUAUAUAAAACGUGGUAGCAAAAAUACAUUAUAAAUCAAAUCACUGAAUGUUUAUAUUUGAAAUAUUAUUAAAGAAGUCAACCAUUUAUUAAUAUAUUUAUUUUAAGCAUGUGGUUUAUUGAUUCCGUGUAAAUAAUUCUUCGUUGCAUAAUGUAUGUAUAAAAAUGACAUAUUUAAAUAUGCAUGAUCUCACAAGAUAAUUGUGAACAGUUGUUGUGCUUUUUAGAAUUAUCCUUUUAAUUAUGUUGUUUUUGUUUUUAUUACAUCGUUAUUUUGGAUGUUAGAUUUGUGUCUCAAGUUAAUGCAAUACAUGCAAUAAUUGUUUCAAAGAUUAAAUUUGUUUGUUUUAAUGGAGGUCUUUAACUGUUCUUAUUCCAUACAAAUGCUUUAUUUUCGUUUCCCUUCUACGGCUAUAACAUGCCACAACAUUGACUUCAGAUUUUACAGGAUUAAUAAAUCAUGAUACCGUGA
Molecule: messenger RNA, 4442 nt
Organism: Mya arenaria
Lineage: Eukaryota; Metazoa; Mollusca; Bivalvia; Myida; Myidae
Exons: 11
Coding region: 709-2808 (699 amino acids)
Biological process (GO): proton transmembrane transport
Cellular component (GO): plasma membrane
Molecular function (GO): voltage-gated proton channel activity
Source: RefSeq, a predicted model, not a curated record